This is a messenger RNA of Theobroma cacao (cacao), 1434 nucleotides long. RefSeq names its product ammonium transporter 2 member 5-like. The record is from RefSeq and is a predicted model, not a curated record. Gene Ontology annotation, biological process: ammonium transmembrane transport. Gene Ontology annotation, cellular component: plasma membrane. Gene Ontology annotation, molecular function: ammonium channel activity. Lineage: Eukaryota; Viridiplantae; Streptophyta; Magnoliopsida; Malvales; Malvaceae.
AUGACCAGAACUCUGUUUUCCCUCCCUGCAAAUCUAGCCCCUGAUGAGGCCAGUCCAGAGUGGAUGAACAAAGGUGACAAUGCAUGGCAGCUCACAGCAGCUACGCUUGUCGGCCUCCAAAGCAUUCCAGGACUUCUUAUACUGUACGGAGGGUCAGUGAAGAAGAAAUGGGCCGUGAAUUCAGCUUUCAUGGUGCUCUACGCUUUUGCCUGUGUUCUUGUCUGUUGGGUGCUUUGGGGCUACAGAUUGUCGUUUGGUGACAAGAUGAUUCCAUUUUUGGGAAAGCCCAAUGGCGCAUUGGAUGGAGAAUAUCUAAUCCAACCAGCGUUUUUAGGGUCAUUCCCCAAUGCAACAAUGGUGUUUUUCCAGGGUGUUUUUGCUGCUAUCACUCUGGUUCUGAUUGCUGGAGCUUUGUUGGGGAGAAUGAAUUUUUAUGCUUGGAUGCUGUUUGUGCCACUAUGGUUAACCUUUUCCUAUACCAUUUCGGCUUUUAGCAUAUGGUAUCCCGAUGGAUUUCUUGCAAAGAUGGGACUGAUAGACUAUUCUGGCGGAUAUGUCAUCCAUCUAUCUUCUGGAGUUGCAGGUUUCACAGCUGCAUACUGGGUUGGCCCUCGUCUAACCCAAGACAGGGAGCGAUUUCCUCCAAACAACAUCCUUCUGAUGUUAGCUGGAGCAGGUUUGCUGUGGAUGGGUUGGACAGGGUUCAAUGGAGGAGAUCCCUACGUAGUCAGCACUGAUGCUUCCUUGGCUGUACUGAACACCCACGUUUGUACUGCUACUAGCCUACUCACUUGGCUGGCACUCGAUCUUGUAUUCUUCAAAAAGCCUUCUGUCAUCGGUGCAGUUCAAGGCAUGAUCACUGGUUUGGUCUGCAUCACACCAGCUGCUGGGGUUGUGCAAGGAUGGGCAGCAAUACUAAUGGGUCUUUGUUCUGGGUCAAUUCCAUGGUUCACCAUGAUGGUUGUCCACAAGAGAUCUGAACUGCUUCAAAAGGUGGACGACACAAUGGCUGUUCUACACACUCAUGCCAUUGCUGGAAGCCUAGGAGGAAUACUUUCUGGCCUCUUGGCUGUACCAAAGCUUAGCGCCUUGUUCUAUGGUGCGCCCUUGCACUACAUUGGCCUAUUUUAUGGAUUAGCAUACGGUAGAGCUGGUGCUGGCCUUCGACAAAUAGGAGUUCAGUUGCUUGGGAUUUUGUUUGUUGUCGCUCUUAACAUUGUGAGUACAAGCAUAAUCUGUCUCUUGGUGCAACUAAUUGUGCCUUUAAGGAUGUCUGAGGAGGAUAUGGAGAUCGGUGACGAAGCUGCUCAUGGGGAAGAAGCUUAUGCCAUUUGGGGUGAUGAAGAAGAAAAGGUUGAUACCAAGUACAGAGGAUCAGCUUCAAAAGAUAAAUUGCCAGCAAGUAGAGCCGCAGGUCAAGUGGAGAUGACAUGA